AUGAAAAUCAUCACAUUCGGAUACCUGUACUGCUCCCACAACAAACCUUUUCAAUGGAGAGCUGAACUCCGCGAGGAAGAUGAUCGUGGGAACCGUGGUACGGACAUUGCAAGUAGGAGCGGCAGCAGCAACACCGCAAAGGAGUUUUUCACUGUCGUAGGGGAGAUAAACGAUAAAAAUAACGAUCAUGGCACGGAUGAUUAUGAAAUUGGCAUGAAAGUCUGGCAUAGCUGCACCGAAUCGGGAAAGAGCGUAUAUAACACCGACUAUCGAUUUGACUUUAAAGUGCCAGUGACUGAAUCGUGAGUCAAACCUCAGUCUUGAGCGUGCCAAUAUUAAUUAAUUACAGUGAAAUAUGGUACUUCUAUACUGACGUCCUUCAAUAA
Molecule: messenger RNA, 386 nt
Organism: Caenorhabditis sp. 36 PRJEB53466
Lineage: Eukaryota; Metazoa; Nematoda; Chromadorea; Rhabditida; Rhabditidae
Source: the annotation of a GenBank genome assembly